Biomphalaria glabrata is the source of this 3899-nucleotide messenger RNA. RefSeq lists its product as uncharacterized. The transcript is spliced from 2 exons. The record is from RefSeq and is a predicted model, not a curated record. Gene Ontology annotation, biological process: telomere maintenance; DNA repair. Bases 1 to 3189 code for a protein of 1062 amino acids. Gene Ontology annotation, molecular function: DNA helicase activity. Lineage: Eukaryota; Metazoa; Mollusca; Gastropoda; Planorbidae.
AUGAAGAAGAAGAAGUCUAACUUUCUUAAAGAACUGGCUGAAAAGAAAGAUGCUGUUGUUGGUGAAACCAUCAUUUUACCAUCCUCCUUCCCAGGCUCAACACGAUACUAUGCUGAACAAUUUGAAGACGCCAUGGCUAUAGUACGACGCUUCGGUUCACCAGACUUCUUUAUAACCAUGACAUGUAAUCCGGAAUGGCCUGAAAUAAAAGAAGCUGCCCGUAUUGUUACCGAGGAAGGGUUUGUUAUUCAGCAGCGAGCUCAAGAUCGUCCUGAUCUCGUUGCGAGAGUAGCAAAGCUGAAGUUUGAAACCAUCUUUGGGAAAGUAGCAGCCUAUGUUUAUACUAUUGAAUUUCAAAAGCGUGGUCUCCCUCACAUGCAUCUUUUACUAAUUAUGAGAUCGGAAGACAAAGUGCACAAUCCUGAUGAGCUAGAUGAUUUAAUUUCUGCUGAGAUCCCAGACAACACAGAUCCUGAGUUGCGAGAACUGGUAUUGAAAUGGAUGAUCCAUAAUCCUUGCGGUGAACAUGACUUAAAUGCGUCAUGCAUGAAAAACCACAAUGGAAAAAUUCACUGCCGUUUCGAUUUCCCCAAACCUUUUCAAGAAACAACAUCACUGGUUGACGACGAAAAACCAAAAUUAAGACGUCGGUAUGAUUCCAGACUGGACCAGCAGAGCCCUGAAUUUUCUCACGAACUAGCUGUCUACCGAAAAGACAAGUCUGGUAGAAGAAUAACCAGAGACAACCGCCACGUGGCUCCUUACAAUGCAUAUUUGCUGAAACUUUUCAAUUGCCACAUAAACGUUGAAUUUGUUGGAAGCAUUAGAGCAGUGAAAUAUUUAUACAAAUAUAUUUACAAAGGACAUGACUGCGCCUAUAUUAAAAUUGUGGAGGAGCAAAAAAGAAUAAAUUAUAAUGAACCAGACACAUACAUUGAAGGGCGGUGCAUCACACCACCGGAGGCUUGCUGGCGUUUAUCUGGAAAUGAACUCCAAAAGAAGAGCCAUGUAGUGCAACGUCUUGACAUACAUCUUCCUGGUCACUACCGAAUGUCAGACAUUGUGAAUGUGCAAGAAGAUCUGGCGGACACUGGCAUUAAGGGUUCCACAUUGGAGUCUUAUUUCAAAACCAAUGCAACCAAGAAGCAAAAAGAAGAAGCUAACCGUCUUGCUGGACUGGAUGAAGAAAUUACCUACCACUUUUAUUGGCAGAUGCCCGAGCAUUUUAAAUGGAUCGGAAGGACGAGUGAAUGGGUUGAGAGGCUUCGACAAAUCAAUGUUAUUGGUCGUAUCCACAGCGUUAAUUUUGUUGCCCAGCCAGAGUUAUACCAUCUCAGGAUGCUUUUGUACCACGUCAAUGACGCUACAAGUUUUGACGAACUUCUUAAAUUUAAUGGUAUCAGGCAUGCCACGUUCAAGCAAGCGUGUCUUGCUCGAGGGCUUGCCUAUGAUGACCAACAGUGGAUAGAUGGUCUGCAGGAAUCGGCCAUGUCAAAAACACCUAGAGCCAUGAGAACACUAUUUACACAGAUUUUAAUAUUUGGAUCUCCAGAAAAUCCAAAAAGACUUUGGGAAAUGUUCAAAGCAGAUCUGGCUGAAGAUUUUCUUCUAGAAAUAGAACGCACAGGUGGCCGAGUGGAAGACGCGAUAAAUCAUACCUAUCGAAUUAUCGCCUCCAAAUUAAAUACCGAAGCCACAGAAGGCAGAGAUUUUCAGUACUGGGUCAACACCUUUGGCAUGGACAACAUUGACUUUGUCAAUAACCAUUUAAAUGUGGAUAUGCUUAACAACGACUGCUCAAUACUGGAAGGGGAACGGUUGUAUGGACUCCUAAAAGGGAAACAGCUUGACAUAGUGAAUACCAUUCUUGAUGCUGUCACAAGUCAUAACUCUGGACCAAGAUGUUUUUUUAUUGAUGGACCUGGAGGUACUGGAAAAACGUUUGUGUACAAAACUAUUUAUCACAUUCUUCGGGGUCGAAAUUUCAAUGUGAAAUGUAUGGCAUUUACAGGAAUAGCAUCAAUUCUUUUGCCUAAUGGACGCACCUCACACAAAACAUUUGGCCUCAGUGUGCCCCUUACACCUGAAUCAGUUUCAAACAUAAAGCUAGGAUCAAUGAAAGCUGCUCAGUUAGCGGAAGUUGAUGUAUUUUUAAUGGAUGAGGCCCCUAUGCUGCCAAAAUACGGACUUUCUACCGUAGACCAGCUACUAAGAGCAAUCGGCAAUGCAAAAGAGCCUUUUGGAGGAAAAACAAUAGUUUUGGGGGGCGACUUCCGGCAAUGUCUUCCAAUUCAGCCACGAGCUAACAGAAGUGAGCUUUUAGACGUAUCCCUUAAAAAGAGUGACUUAUGGAGACAUUUUAGAAUAUUUCGAUUAACCAGAAAUAUGAGAGUUGAUGAAGAAGAGACGGAUUUUGCCGAGUUUCUUUUAAGGAUUGGAGACGGUGAACUGCCAUUGAAUGAUAUGGGUGAAAUAGCAUUGCCACAAGAUGUCAUCUCAAAAACAAACAUUAUUGACGAAGUUUAUGGGGAAUGUUUGGCAGAUAAAAGUUACGAACAAAUGAAAGACAGGGCAAUUCUGGCUCCCUUAAACAAAGAUGUCAAUUUAAUCAAUUGUGAGCUUAUAGACAGAUUACCUGGAGAGGAAAAAGUCUAUUUUAGCUUUGAUUCAAUCAAGGAUAUGUCAGAAGGUACACUUCAAUUUACCACAGAAUUUUUAAAUUCCAUAGACAUCGCUGAUUUGCCUCCACACAAACUAAAACUAAAAAAAAACACAAUUAUCAUGCUACUUAGGAACUUAGAUGUUUCAGAAGGACUCUGUAAUGGGACGAGGCUCAUUGUCACUGAACUGUGUAACAACAUAAUUAUUGCUAAGAUUCUAACUGGCGAACAUUUUGGAAAGGCUGUUCACAUUCCCAGAAUCACUCUAGAUUCCAGUAAGGGGAAACUUGGAUGCACAAUGCAGCGCCAUCAAUUUCCUGUGACCCCUGCUUUCGCCAUGACAGUCCACAAAUCACAAGGUCAAACAUUCCAGUUCGUUGGAGUUGAUCUCAGGGUCCCAGUCUUUAUGCAUGGUAUGCUGUAUGUGGCCUUUUCAAGAGUGAAACGACAAAGUUGUUUGAAAGUCCUUCUUCCCCGAGACAACGCAAAUUACACCCGGAACGUUGUGUGGAAGGAAGUGUUGAACUAAGAUAAAGAAGCCUGUUUGUACCGGAGAAUUGAUGUACUGGAUAGCAAGUGGUAGUGGGAAGCAGAGAUGUGAGUCCUCAUUAGACAUUGCUAUGCUAGCUCCGUGGCUUUGAACCAACGUUAGACUAUCUAUGACCAGCGUUCAUCUGACUCAAGGAAGAUUUGAUAAUGUACCUAAGGCGUGUCUAACUGCAAGAUCCACAGACCUAAUUGUUUAUGUUUUAUCUCUUUGGAUAUGACAUACCUUUAUUAUAAAACAAUAAUAAUCCACUCUAGCCCUACAAUUUAUGUCUGGAAGAAGUAGAGUUCUUUAGUGCUUGUAUAUGUUUACCAAAGAACAGUUUUAGUAGAUCAGAUAAAAAAACUAAAAUAUGUCUUACAUUUCUACAAAAUCGAUGCAUUGAAACAAAUGGAGAUCAUAGAGAUCAAAAGUGAUCUAAUAAUAGUGAACAUUUGGUGAAACUGCUCAACAUGUAUUUUGUACAUGAAUCAAAUCUUUUUUGCACCAACAUUAUAUUUUUUUUAUCAAUUUAUUUUUGUUCUCUAGGAAACUCUUGGGUUUUGCAGUAUUUGUUUAAUACUGCAGUUAAGUAUCCUUUUUUUUUCUAAUACCAUUAAAUUUAACUAUUAUGUAUAAUUAUUAAAUGUAUAUAAUCAAGUAUUAUGUAUGGUAAUUACAUUUAAGUAACACAGUUUUAUGUAUGGUCAUUA